AAUUGUUGGACAAUAACCAGCUUUAUAGGCCUACUGAUCCGUGAGACAAACGUUGGUGCAGCUCCCUGGUUGUAGCUACCGCUUUUGCAGAAAUGACGCUUAACCCAAACAGAGAUGUUGUUUUAUGUCUGUGUCUUGCAUUUGUUUACAUCAGUCAAACAUGCGGUACAAGCCUCGGAGUAGUGCGCAAACACGACACACGUCGUGACAAAAAGUCCGAUGAUGUUCGCGCUGGCACAAUUACUUUCGGCGGAAGAGCUAUUUCACUGUUUCGAACUCCGGAAUAUGUGCGACGGUAUGUUGGAGAAAACCCUGCACAUGAUGGCUCCGAUAACAUUCAAGCCGACGAUCCACGUCCGGGCCUGGUGGGCAGCACUGAUAACUUCAGGUUUUCUAAAGAAGCCUGGGAUAGUAUGCGACCAACUGUGGCAUGUACGGACGACCUCAUGAAGUUCUCGGCACAAGGCCCUGGGUGCUCUUCACUCCAGUUAGAUAGAGGUGGCCAACCUCUCUUGCUAAACCAGCUGCCAGAUGACUGUGGCUACUCUGUGACCAGGACUUUGGUGGGCAUUGUGUUUGAUGCCCCUUUUGAGGGUUGUGAUGUUAUAAAACAGGGCAAUAGCCACUUGCUGCAGAUGUUGUGGCGCGGCAAUCCAGUAACCCUCUCUUGCCCUAUAUCAAACUCAGACCAAGUUUCUGCAUCGCCUGGGGAAACUACCCCUCAAUCCACAUUAUCCACCACUGCAGAAGCACCUUCUACAGCUGCCAAGCUUCCUCCACAGAAUCAGCAGCAGCAACCGUGGAUACAGCAGCAGUGGAUGCACCCCCUCUUUUACUAUGGAGGCUACAGCCCUUUAAUGCCUGUGAAGACUCCCCCUGAAACUACUGCCACUCCAACUACAGAAGCACCUCCUACAACGGCAGCUAAGCUUCCUCCACAGAAUCAGCAGCAGUGGAUGCAUCCCCUCUUUCACUAUGGAGGCUACAACCCUUUAAUGCCUGUGAAGACUCCCCCUGAAACUACUGCCACUCCAACUACAGAAGCACCUUCUACAACAUCAGCUAAGCUUCCUCCACAGAAUCAGCAGCAGCAACAGUGGAUGCCUCCCUUCAUUCAUUAUGGGGGCUACAAUCCUUUAAUGCCUGUGAAGACUCCACCUGAAACUACUGCCACUCCAUCUACAGAAGCACCUCCUACAACGGCAGCUAAGCUUCCUCCACAGAAUCAGCAGCAGCAGUGGAUGCCUCCCUUCAUUCAUUAUGGGGGCUACAACCCUUUAAUGCCUGUGAAGACUCCACCUGAAACUACUGCCACUCCAACUACAGAAGCACCUCCUACAACGGCAGCUAAGCUUCCUCCACAGAAUCAGCAGCAGCAACAGUGGAUGCCUCCCUUCAUUCAUUAUGGGGGCUACAACCCUUUAAUGCCUGUGAAGACUCCACCUGAAACUACUGCCACUCCAACUACAGAAGCACCUACAACGGCAGCUAAGCUUCCUCCACAGAAUCAGCAGCAGCAACAGUGGAUGCCUCCCUUCAUUCAUUAUGGGGGCUACAACCCUUUAAUGCCUGUGAAGACUCCACCUGAAACUACUGCCACUCCAACUACAAAAGCACCUACAACGGCAGCUAAGCUUCCUCCACAGAAUCAGCAGCAGCAACAGUGGAUGCCUCCCUUCAUUCAUUAUGGGGGCUACAACCCUUUAAUGCCUGUGAAGACUCCCCCUGAAACUACUGCCACUCCAACUACAGAAGCACCUCCUACAACGGCAGCUAAGCUUCCUCCACAGAAUCAGCAGCAGCAACAGUGGAUGCCUCCCUUCAUUCAUUAUGGGGGCUACAACCCUUUAAUGCCUGUGAAGACUCCACCUGAAACUACUGCCACUCCAACUACAGAAGCACCUCCUACAACGGCAGCUAAGCUUCCUCCACAGAAUCAGCAGCAGCAACAGUGGAUGCCUCCCUUCAUUCAUUAUGGGGGCUACAACCCUUUAAUGCCUGUGAAGACUCCACCUGAAACUACUGCCACUCCAACUACAGAAGCACCUACAACAGCAGCUAAGCUUCCUCCACAGAAUCAGCAGCAGCAACAGUGGAUGCAGCCCUUCAUUCAGUAUGGGGGCUACAACCCUUUAAUGCCUGUGAAGACUCCCCCUGAAACUACUGCCACUCCAACUACAGAAGCACCUCCUACAACGGCAGCUAAGCUUCCGCCACAGAAUCAGCAGCAGCAACAGUGGAUGCCUCCCUUCAUUCAUUAUGGGGGCUACAACCCUUUAAUGCCUGUGAAGACUCCACCUGAAACUACUGCCACUCCAACUACAGAAGCACCUACAACAGCAGCUAAGCUUCCUCCACAGAAUCAGCAGCAGCAACAGUGGAUGCAGCCCUUCAUUCAGUAUGGGGGCUACAACCCUUUAAUGCCUGUGAAGACUCCACCUGAAACUACUGCCACUCCAACUACAGAAGCACCUACAACAGCAGCUAAGCUUCCUCCACAGAAUCAGCAGCAGCAACAGUGGAUGCCUCCCUUCAUUCAGUAUGGGGGCUACAACCCUUUAAUGCCUGUGAAGACUCCCCCUGAAACUACUGCCACUCCAACUACAGAAGCACCUCCUACAACGGCAGCUAAGCUUCCGCCACAAAAUCAGCAGCAGCAGAGUCCAGUGAAUGAGAUGGCCUACUCCAAGUAUCCCUUUAAACCUUUCCUCGUCGAAUAUGUCAAUCCCGACCUUCCUAAGCCCAAGAGCAAAUCCUGGAGUCAGGUGCUGUCUCAGAAUUACCCUUUCAUGAACCUUGACCAUACCACCACCCCCAAUAAGCAUGCACCUCAUGAAGUGAAUGAGGACAUUAAUCCAAAAUGACCUACUGGUGAGCAGUGUCAACACCUUGAUGAGGAUGCUUUUUUGGUUUCAAUAUAUUGCUCAUAAUGAAUUAUAAAUAAAAUAUAUUUGGAAUUUAAA
Messenger RNA from Sardina pilchardus (European sardine), 2963 nucleotides. RefSeq lists its product as uncharacterized. Bases 93 to 2864 code for a protein of 923 amino acids. Lineage: Eukaryota; Metazoa; Chordata; Actinopteri; Clupeiformes; Clupeidae. The transcript has 4 exons. The record is from RefSeq and is a predicted model, not a curated record.